Messenger RNA from Durusdinium trenchii, 629 nucleotides. The record is from the annotation of a GenBank genome assembly. Lineage: Eukaryota; Dinophyceae; Suessiales; Symbiodiniaceae.
CUGACAGCUGGAGCUGGAUACUGGGAUUUGGCGCUUCUUUUCGUCGCCUUCGCCUGCUUCUGAUUCAUUUCAUGGACGUUAAGUUUCAGCACCUGGACAGACAGCCGCGAUCUUCGGCUCAUGCUCAGAGAACAAGGAGAACUACACAACAGUGCAGGCUCUCCAGAUAAUGAAGGGAGGGCAAUUGUUGGUCUUGCAUAGCGGAUCUUCAUUAGAUGCUUGGGAUUUGCCCGAGGGCAACUUGUUGGGGCGUUUCCACUUGUCAGACCAAUCAGCUGCGUCUGCCUUUUGCAUCUUGGAGGAUGGUCCGAAGCCACGAUUGCUGGUUGCUCGUUCGCCACCGACGCCACAAGGACAAGGUCCUACGCUCGAGAUGGUCUCCUUGCCUUCCUUGCGGCCUGCUUCUUGCAAGGACAGCUCAGACGGCUCAGACGGCCACAUGGACAAACCUGUCGGAGAGGAGCAUUCUUCCGCGAUUUUCGCAUGAGCUCAGUGACCGAGUGCUUGGUCUUAGGGUCUGACAGGUUCCAAAGUGGUUCCAAAUCGCCAGAAGGGCUGGUACAUCGAUUUUCUGGACAGAAAAGUGUGGAUUGCCGAAAGGCUGAAGGCCUUCCCUUGCACUUUGAUGU